CAUGGAUGUCAGUGCGAACCGAAUUCAAGCAUUGUCUGGAUAUAUUUCACAAAAUGAAGCGCUAGUAUGAAAUCGAGGGCCUUGGUGUUUUUUCUCACAGCUCAAAUUUUGAACACUGCAGCAUGGCUGGGCCCGUUCUCGACCGCCAAGAAGGCGCGAAGUCUCGCGAUUCGAGCGAAAAAUAAGCCACUUACGAGUUACAGCAAGAAUGAGUGGGAUGCACUUGGCGACUCGCUGGAGCCAAAGCUUGAUGGACCAAUUAUUAAUCUCAUUAAUGACACCAGACCUCCAAAUUCAACCAAACCUCCUGAAAAGAGCGAAAAAAUCAUAAAUGGACGCAGAGCAAUUCGGGGGCAGAAUCCCUAUCAGGUCGGAAUUAUGAUGGACCAAGAAAGUUUUUGCGGUGGUGCUCUGAUUUCGGCAGAUUACGUCAUCACGGCUGCACAUUGCAUGGAAAGGAAUUCCUACAUCUUGAUCUUUGGUGCACAAAACAGAAGUGCUUUCGAAGCGGGAAGGUUGACGAUUGAGACAAAUAAAUUUCUUUUGCACCCCAAAUGGGACUCCAAGUUGAUUGUGAACGACCUAGCUUUGUUCCCCUUGCCAUUUUCUGUUCCUUUCUCAAAUUUCAUAAAACCCAUCCGUCUUCCUCGAAGAUCUCUCGCCUUCGCAAACUUAGACAACACAAAUGUGACGGUUUGCGGAUGGGGACUAACAAAUGAUGGUGGAACUGCGAGCUCGAUCCUGUCUUGCGCGCAGCACAAACUUAUUGUGAACACGGAAUGCGCCAAACUUUACGGCGUGCAGAGUUUUAAGUCAUCCAAUUUGUGCGCACAGGGCUACAAAGAUCAGUCGACGUGCCAAGGGGACAGUGGCGGACCGGUGGCGAUGACCGAGAAGGACAAUUUGCCGACCUUAAUUGGGGUCGUCUCGUACGGGGCAUCAGCCAGUUGUGAAAACGGAUUUCCAGAUGUUUUCACCAGGGUGUCCAGUUAUUUGAGCUGGAUUUCAAAUGUUACGGGUAUUGCAAUCAGACGAUGAUAAAAAAUUGAAAAUUAUAACAUUGAAAUCAAUAAAAAUA
Messenger RNA from Neocloeon triangulifer, 1078 nucleotides. Its product is annotated as brachyurin-like. The record is from RefSeq and is a predicted model, not a curated record. The coding region runs from base 67 to 1038 and encodes 323 amino acids. Gene Ontology annotation, molecular function: serine-type endopeptidase activity. Gene Ontology annotation, biological process: proteolysis. NCBI's taxonomy places the organism in Eukaryota, Metazoa, Arthropoda, Insecta, Ephemeroptera, Baetidae. The transcript has 7 exons.